Messenger RNA from Lepus europaeus (European hare), 830 nucleotides. RefSeq names its product retinoic acid receptor responder 2 (gene RARRES2). The transcript has 7 exons. The coding region runs from base 206 to 703 and encodes 165 amino acids. Lineage: Eukaryota; Metazoa; Chordata; Mammalia; Lagomorpha; Leporidae. Gene Ontology annotation, biological process: regulation of lipid catabolic process; inflammatory response. Gene Ontology annotation, molecular function: signaling receptor binding. The record is from RefSeq and is a predicted model, not a curated record.
AAGAGUCCCGCGGGAAGGCGGGGAGAGACCCCGAAGGCUCCGUGAGGGAGGUGAGGACGGCAGGAGAGCGGGCGGCGGAGGAACGGCUCCGGGGUCCGAUUACGCCCUUGCUCUUCCCCUGCUGUCGGCCUCCCGGUGAGGGGUAGGAGCCAGGAGAUUCGAAACUUGGGAGGGACAAGCGGGCCAGGGAGACGGAGGUGAAGCCAUGCGACGGCUGCUGAUCCCGGUGGCCCUGUGGCUGGGCGUGGUGGGUGUAAGCAGUACUGAGCUCACCAGGGCUCAGCAGCAGGGCCUGCAGGUGGCCUUGGAGGAAUUCCACAAGCACCCGCCUGUGCAGUGGGCCUUCCAGGAGACUGGUGUGGACAGUGCUGUGGAUACGCCCUUCCCAGCUGGAACCUUUGUGAGACUGGAAUUUAAGCUUCAGCAGACGAACUGCCGGAAGAAGGACUGGAAGAAACCUGAGUGCAAAGUGAAGCCCAAUGGGAGGAAGCGGAAAUGCCUGGCCUGCAUCAAACUGGAUCCUGAAGAUAAAGUGCUGGGCAGGAUGGUGCACUGCCCCAUCCAGACACAGACCCGAAGGCAGGAGGAACUGGAGGAGCACCAGGGAACCCAGUGCAGUAGAGUGGAGCGGGCUGGCGAGGACCCCCACAGCUACUACUUCCCUGGACAGUUCGCCUUCUUCAAAGCCCUGCCCCCAAGCUGAGCCUGACUGAAUCUCCUCAGGCUUCCUGGACAGCUGCAGGCAGUACACAGCGGAAGACUCCAUCCUCCUGGGCACACGCUCCCAUAUCUUGAGCUAAUAAAACUGCUCUCCAAGCUGGUUCUCUCUA